CAGCACAUUUCAUACACACUGCUGCAAUCUUGCUCUGCAUGGAAAAACUGGCUCAGCUCUCGAAACGACUCGAGAAAUCAACAAAACCUGGUUAUUUUUCAUAAUUUUGCAGCCAAAGCAACACAUUUUGAAAACAAUUAAAUAAAGCAGAGAAACACAUAAGAAAUAGCAUAUUAACGUCGAUUGUGGAUAAUUUUGGUUUUGGCGUUUUUAUAAUCUAAAGCAGCCAUGGAUCCGGUUAUUGAAGUCGUAGCUUUAUUUCUUGGCUUUGUGAGUUGGAUAAUGGUUGGCAUUGCAAUUCCGAACCGUUACUGGAAAGUAUCCUCGAUAGAUGGGACUGUGAUCACCACCUCAACCAUUUACGAGAAUCUGUGGAUGUCCUGCGCCACGGACUCGACGGGAGUGCACAACUGCCGUGAAUUCCCCUCUCUGCUCGCCCUGUCUGGUUAUAUCCAGGCGUCUCGCGCUCUUAUGAUCGCGGCAGUGGUGUGUGGCACAUUCGGAGUGGUGGCCACCUUCAUCGGCAUGCAGUGCUCGAAGGCCGCUGGUGACAACUACGUACUGAAAGGCAGAAUCGCCGGUACUGGCGGCGCAUUUUUCCUGCUGCAGGGUUUGUGCACGAUGAUAUCAGUGUCAUGGUACGCGGCAAACAUCACUCAAGAGUUCUUCAACCCGCUCUACCCUGGCCAAAAGUAUGAGAUUGGAGAGGGUUUAUACAUCGGCUGGGCCUCUGGUGUUCUUGCCAUCUGUGGUGGAGUCUGUCUCAUGUUCUCCUGCAAAUUAGGCACAAAGGAGAAGAGUUACUACCAGCCCACGCGUGAAACAGUUUACUCAGCAUCCGCAUCCAAGAGAGACGCUCAGAGCACUUAUGGGAGAAACGCCUAUGUCUGAAUGAAGCAAUUGUGGUCAAUUUCAUGGCCAAACAAAAGUAACAUUAAUAGUUGACUGUUAAUAUUCUGUCAAUGUUUUAUCUGUGCAAUUAUGUAAAUAUUUACUGUAUACAGUACUAAAUGCACAAGUGGUUUUGUAGCCACCUAAAAAUAAGCCAUUAAUCAAGUAAAAUGUUACCAAGUCGGUUUUGCUGUGCAAAAACACCUCAGAGAACAUUAUACAGAAUGAAAGAGUUGAAAUUACUUCAGUUUUGAUUUAAGUUUUGAAUUAUUUUGUGUCCGUUACGUGAAUCAAGAUUUAAAAAAAAAAAAAAGAUUUAUAACAUGUUAAUUAUCUUGUCCCCAUUUAUUUGUACAAAUGACCCUGUUUUAUAUGAUGUAUUUAUACAAACAUUAAAUAAACAUGACAUCACACAGUAACUACAACAGUACAACA
Cyprinus carpio (common carp) is the source of this 1326-nucleotide messenger RNA. Its product is annotated as claudin-15-like. Gene Ontology annotation, biological process: bicellular tight junction assembly; cell adhesion. NCBI's taxonomy places the organism in Eukaryota, Metazoa, Chordata, Actinopteri, Cypriniformes, Cyprinidae. The record is from RefSeq and is a predicted model, not a curated record. Gene Ontology annotation, cellular component: plasma membrane; bicellular tight junction. Gene Ontology annotation, molecular function: structural molecule activity.